Molecule: messenger RNA, 732 nt
Organism: Caenorhabditis remanei
Lineage: Eukaryota; Metazoa; Nematoda; Chromadorea; Rhabditida; Rhabditidae
Exons: 8
Coding region: 1-732 (243 amino acids)
Source: RefSeq, a predicted model, not a curated record
AUGUCAGGUAUUUUAGAAGUGGAAAUAUCAGGAGCUGGAGAGGAGGCAGGAGGUGAGGAACGAGAUGAAACGUAUGAGAGGUCUAAAAACGAGUGGCUUUCUUGUUCUCGUCGUAGACGUGCUUGCGAGAAGCACGGAGUGUUUCCCAUUCAGGACGAGUCAGAUCUCUUCGAGCACGUGGCUUCGACGGCAUGGCAAGGAUAUCAGGGUUGGUACGACGAGCAAUGUGGAAUCCGUGUAGGAACGAGUCACGAUUUAACGAUCUUGUUCUCAAAACCCUCGAAUUCGCCAUGGCAGUUCCAGCUACACUUGAAAACUACAUAUGGCUCCCUGUCAAGACCUGUGGUCAGUUCGCAAUUCAGGAGUCAAAGGAGUUGCGAAGGAGAAAUAAAAGAGAUUCGGCUGAAUGUUGAAAUGAAAUUGGAAGUUUUGGAUGAUGAUGGAGUCACCAGAGACGUGACAAAAAAUUAUGAAGGCCCUCCAAACAAAAUAUUCAAUCUCGGAAAGGAAAGAAUGAUGUAUUUGGAUGAAGAUGAAGAAAAACUAUUCAAAGUCAAGAUCAAAUCCAUCGAAGAUCUCAGUGAUUACUUGAUAGACUUUGGUGGUGGCGAUCGCCAAUGGAAAAAGAGAAAGGAAAUCAAAAAUCCGUCUUUGAAAAAACGAUUCAUCAAAUUAGAAGACCGCAAAAUAGUCCUGAGUGCCAAACGUAUCAGAAUCCAAAGACAGUUGUGA